This is a messenger RNA of Hemibagrus wyckioides, 1892 nucleotides long. RefSeq names its product alkaline phosphatase 3 (gene alp3). Lineage: Eukaryota; Metazoa; Chordata; Actinopteri; Siluriformes; Bagridae. Gene Ontology annotation, biological process: dephosphorylation. The record is from RefSeq and is a predicted model, not a curated record. Bases 1 to 1848 code for a protein of 615 amino acids. Gene Ontology annotation, molecular function: alkaline phosphatase activity. Gene Ontology annotation, cellular component: plasma membrane. The transcript is spliced from 12 exons.
AUGCCAAAAACAGUGAAAAGUAUGGGAAGCCGAACACAUCAAAAGUGGGACGAAACCGUGCCACCCGAUUACGCCGCCCUGGGUGGACUAAAUAUCUGCGCGGCCCAAUGGACAGAGCAGCGCGACAGUCCGGAUAGCGCAGAGAUGAGCUGCCGAAAGCCGGACGUUCUCGUUAGUCAGCGAUCGCCCGGCUCAGUCACUGCCGAUCAUCAUGAUCCGGUUCCUGGUGUGUUUCCUCUGCUUUCUUCUGACUGCCUCCGGGAAGUCCAUACAGCAUACUGUGUGUUGCAUUGCACUGUGCCUGUGUACAAUGAUGAUGUACACAAUCAGAGCUGGACAUUUGUAGAUAUUUGGAAACUUCUGGAUUUUUUUUUACUAUGUUUUGUUUUUGAAGUGGAUGAGGAGAACCCAGAGUUCUGGAGAUCUCAGGCUCAGGCUACGCUGAACUCGGCUCUCAGGAGGAAACUCAACACUAAUGUGGCCAAAAACAUUGUUCUGUUCCUUGGAGAUGGAAUGGGCAUCACCACAAUCACAGCCGCUCGUAUUCUGAAAGGACAGCUGGAGCAACGUCCAGGAGAAGAGACCAUCAUGACCAUGGACACGUUCCCUUAUGUUGGCCUUGCUAAGGUAUACACAGUAGAUUUUCAGAUCCCAGACAGUGGAGCAACAGGGACAGCAUAUCUCUGUGGAGUGAAGACAAAUCUGAAUAUUGUAGGUUUAAGUGCCGCUGCACGGAACGGUGUGUGUCGCUCACAAACAGGAAAUGAGGUCACAUCCAUCCUUAAAUGGGCUAAAGAUGCAGGAAAGUCAGUUGGCAUAGUAACAACAACCCGAGUACAACAUGCCACUCCAGCAGCUUCUUACGCCCACAGUUCCAGCAGGAAGUGGUACAGUGAUGCAGACAUGCCCGCUGCAGCCAAGAGAGACGGCUGCACUGACAUCGCCUCCCAGCUCAUCUCCAACACUGACAUCGAUGUGAUUAUUGGUGGUGGCCGUAAGUACAUGACCCCAAAAGACACAGUGGACCCUGAGUACCCCACUGACCUGAAAUCUGCUGGCAUGAGAGAGGACAAACGCAACCUCGUAAACGAAUGGAUCAACAUGAAAGAGGGAAAGGUGGUUCGCUACGUGUGGAAUAAGACAGAGUUUGAUGCGGUGGACGCCAAGACCACAGACUACCUGAUGGCCCUGUUUGAACCUGGUGAUCUGAGGUUCGAGGUGGAGAGAGACCCACUCAUGGAUCCCUCCAUUAUUGAAAUGACUGAGAAAGCCAUCCGCAUCCUACAGAAGAACCCAAGAGGAUUCUUUCUGCUAGUGGAGGGUGGACGUAUCGAUCAGGGACACCAUGCUAGUCGUGCCUCCAUGGCACUGCAUGAAACUGUGGCCCUUGACAACGCUGUUGCCCGGGCACUGGAGUUGACCAAUGAGGAAGAGACACUGACUGUUGUCACUGCUGACCACUCCCACUCGCUCUCCUUUAAUGGCUAUCCCUUCAGAGGCAAUAGCAUUCUGGGUAAAUCUCCUGUUUAUGGGACCGACAUGCUCCCGUAUACCACUCUGAUGUACGGAAAUGGCCCUGGAUACAAAAUCAUCAACAACAAACGACCAGACAUCCGUAAAGUGGACACCAAGAGUAAGGACUAUGUCCAGCUGGCGGCAGUUCCUCUCGACUCGGAGACUCAUGGAGGUGAGGACGUGGCAGUCUUGGCUAGAGGACCCAUGGCUCAUCUGUUCCAGGGCAUUAAUGAGCAGAACUACAUUGCUCACGCCAUGGCCUAUGCAGCCUGUGUGGGAACCAAUCAGAACCACUGCUACACUGUACAAAGCUCCGCCCUGAACAUGCAUUGAUUUAAUCACUGUGUAAUCACCUCAAUUCUUCGUUCUGAUCUAUU